Molecule: messenger RNA, 864 nt
Organism: Closterium sp. Naga37s-1
Lineage: Eukaryota; Viridiplantae; Streptophyta; Zygnematophyceae; Desmidiales; Closteriaceae
Source: the annotation of a GenBank genome assembly
AUGGAGAUGAAUCCCGCUUCGAACGCUGCUCCUACGGUAGCACCUGCUGUUGCUUCUACGAGCGCUAACCCGGCUGUUCCUGAGCAGUUCAACAUUCCUGAGCGCUUUAAAGGCUGGACUGCUUUGGCGGUCAAGGGUUUUCGGGCGGAUUUCAAAUCACUCUUGAAGGUGAAGUCCAAGCUUCAGAAGAUGAAGACGCUUGAUGAGCAGGGUGUGUUUCUUCACAGUAUUCGCACCAAAGCAGUUGAGUUCCAGACGAAAUACCCUUCUGUUCGGGAGAAGUCUGCAGCUUCGGUUGCUGCUGUUCAUCUGGAGAAUCAAAAGCGUAUCCAGAAGGACUUCAUCGCUUCGAAGGAGAUGGAGGUCGAGGAGAUUUUGGCAGCUUCUAACCUACACGUGACGACUCUGGCGACAAAGCUUGAGGACUACCUGAAAAGUCUCUUGGAGAACCCUGACCUGGCGGUAUCUGAUGCUACCAGGGAGAAGUACAGGAAGAUCAAGGGCGCCUGCAUCGAGAAGGCGCAGUCCGACAUAGCCAUCGCCAGGGAUGAGAUCAUCAUCCAGGAGUUGGAACGGCAGAAAAAACGUGAAGCUGAAGAUUUGAAGAAAGCUGCCGCGGCUGAGGAGAUCGACAGAAUGGAGUUGGAUCCGACGAAGAUUGCGUUGGAGAAGAAGGUCUCUCCGUCGGCCACCGCCGCUGACUCUAAGCCCCAUAACAACAAGGCAAAGAAGAAGCGGGGGAAAAAGAAGAAAUCUGACGCUCCUACCGACGGCAAGGGGAAGGGCCAAACAGCACCGAAGCAGGCCUGGGUUCCAAAAAACGGAGGCGGCGGCCCCGCAAACGGGCCGCCAAAGAAGAAGUAA